AUGAAUUUAAACUCAAUUCUGAAGAGCUUAGAUUCAUGUGGUUAUUUUGGCCACAUAUUGAGUACAGAAGAAGGUAUUGUACUGCAUAAUUCCCUACUAAUCCUCCAAAACGAGAAUCAUUUUCGGCAAAUUUUCUUCUGGGGCAAAAUAUUGGGUGUUGAAAAAGAUUACUAUAUAGCUUAUGGAUAUUCCAGAGAUAUUCUGUAUGGUAAAGUAUAUUAUUACAGCAGAAAUUGUACUGAUUGGGGGCUGCUACCUAAACCCACUAAGAAUGGACUUGUUUUAACACCUCUAUGUACUUCAAAGUUCCAAGGAGAUCCUUCUUUGGUAAUAGAUGUGCUGAUAGAUAAAGAUGAAAUAUUGAUUCCUGGUAAGAGAAAACAGCCAGAACUGAGAAAACUCAAAGAAGAAGAUCGCUUAGCAUCUACAGUGUAUCAGAUAAUGGAUGAGGCUGGAGUGGUUCCCAGAGGAGCCCUUUUUAGAAGACCAGAUGGCAUUGUAGUAGAAAACUCAAGUUUUGAAGGUCUUUCUACUCUGGAAGCUAGAGAAAUAAAAUCAUUCCUGCAUUUCAGACCACCAACAAGAAAACAGAACUCAAACCUAUUAACACGUGAUGAUUUCAAUUAUGCCAUGGAUUUUUUGGAUCCACUAGAUAUUGAUUUACCUGAAGGAUGUUGGAUAAUUCAGAUCACACCUGCUGAAGAUAUGGCUAUAGUGAAAUCCAUCCAUUGGCCGGGUUUGUUGUCAUAUCAUUUUUGUAAAACACCCAAACAUGGUUUCAUUUAUUUUGGUCAUGGAAAGAAAAGUUUGGAUGCACCUUUCAUGCUCAGCCCUUUCUGCAUGUAA
This is a messenger RNA of Phaedon cochleariae (mustard beetle), 846 nucleotides long. The record is from the annotation of a GenBank genome assembly. Lineage: Eukaryota; Metazoa; Arthropoda; Insecta; Coleoptera; Chrysomelidae.